Pollicipes pollicipes is the source of this 307-nucleotide messenger RNA. RefSeq lists its product as uncharacterized. The annotation marks the transcript as partial. The record is from RefSeq and is a predicted model, not a curated record. The transcript has 2 exons. NCBI's taxonomy places the organism in Eukaryota, Metazoa, Arthropoda, Thecostraca, Pollicipedomorpha, Pollicipedidae. Gene Ontology annotation, molecular function: nucleic acid binding.
UACGACGGCGUGCUCGGACUGGACGCCGAGUGGAAGCCAAUCACCGUACGAGACUGGAACAGGGUCUCGCUGCUCCAGGUGGCCACCAGCCGGCUGGUGUACGUGCUGGACCUGCUGCAGCUGACGGUGGUGUCGCCGCUGAUGGAGAGGCUCGGCGCCGCCAUCCUCUGCGGAGACAACCUCAAACUGGGUAGGUGGGCGCGGCGCGCACCUCGAGCGCCCAAUCUCCGGUGGCUGCGGACCGCGUCCUGGAGUCACGUUGUGCGCGUUUGGUGCGUCCGACUGAGCGACCCUUCUGCCGGCCAGG